Messenger RNA from Ilex paraguariensis (yerba mate), 2244 nucleotides. The record is from the annotation of a GenBank genome assembly. Lineage: Eukaryota; Viridiplantae; Streptophyta; Magnoliopsida; Aquifoliales; Aquifoliaceae.
AUGGCCGACGAGUUCUCAAAAUCCGUGGACUUCGGUCUCCAACUCUCGAGACGGAUUUACUACGGAAAAGACGUUCCGGUGUCGGCCCCGAAGCCGGCUGUGAUGGAGAAGAAGUUGGCGUCGUUGGAGACGUAUCUUCCGACGGCGCCAAUGGUUUAUGCGGUAAUAUCGGAUCCCUCGAUCGUGGAUAAUCCUGACAUUCCGAGUUACCAACCUUAUGUGCAUGGAAGACGUGACCCUCCGGCAUUUAUUCCACUGCACAUGCAUGGGAUUGCAAUGGAGGUAGACUGUUAUUUGGACACUGCAUUUGUUACCGUUACUGGAACUUGGCGUGUCCAUUGUAUUAUGGCGAGCAAAAGCUGUGAUUGUCGCAUUGCCAUACCUUUGGGCGAGCAGGGUUCAGUUCUAGGUGUCAAAGUUGAUAGUACUAGAAGAUCAUAUGACACCCAACUCAUUACAAUGGGAGAUGCAAAGGAUACAGACAACCCUAAUGAUGGAUUCUUGUUAAAAGGCCAGAUAUACACGUUCAAGGUUCCUCAGGUUGAUGGAGGAACCACUAUUUCUAUUAAAUUCAGUUGGUCCCACAAACUAUCGUUUCGUGAUGGUCAAUGUUGCCUCAGUGUUCCAUUUAGUUUUCCAGCACAUGUCACACCUGUUGGAAAGAAAAUGUCUAAAAAAGAAAAGAUAUUGUUGAAUGUGAGCUUGGGUACUGGGACAGAGGUUUUGCAUAAAACUACUAGCCAUCCUUUAAAGGAAUUAAGACGCCGGGAUGGGAAAUUCAGCUUUUUAUAUGAGGCAGAAGUUCAGACAUGGUCCACUAAUGACUUCAGUUGUCUGUAUGCCGUUUCUGCGAGUGAUAUAUUUGGCAGUCUGCUGUUGCAAUCCCCCUCUCUGGAUGAUGUUGAUCAGAGGGAAAUGUUUUGGUUUUAUCUAUUCCCUGGGAUUAACCACCAUAGGAAGGUUUUCAGAAGAGAAGUGGUAUUUGUAGUUGACAUAAGUGGAAGCAUGCAAGGAGGCCCUCUUGAGAAUGCAAAAGAUGCACUAUUGGCGGCCCUGUACAAGCUCAACCCAGUAGAUUCUUUUAACAUCAUAGCUUUCAAUGGGAAUACUUCAUUAUUCUCAUCGUCAAUGCAUCUAGCCACCAAGGAAGCAAUCGAAAAUGCUGUUAAAUGGAUUAGCAUAAAUUUUAUUGCAGAGGGCAGCACCAACAUUUUACUUCCCCUAAAGCUGGCAAUAGAGAUGUUGGCCAAAUUUGGUGACUCAAUUCCUUUCAUUUUCCUCAUUACUGAUGGGACUGUUGAAGAUGAAAGACAAAUUCUUAAUCUCAUGAAAGGUCACCUCACAAACGGAGGAUUGAAUUUUCCUCGAAUUUCAACUUUUGGCAUAGGUUCAUACUGUAAUCAUUACUUCUUGCAAAUGCUAGCACAAAUUGGGAGGGGUUAUUAUGAUGCUGCCUUUGAUGUUGAUUCAAUCAGCUCUCAAAUGCAAAGGCUCUUUAAUAGUGCUUCCUCAAUCAUUCUUGCAAGUAUAGCCAUUGAUGCUCUAGAACACCUUGAUUCACUUGAGUUGUACCCUAUUCAUCUUCCAGAUCUUUUGUCUGGAAGUCCAUUGAUUAUAUCAGGUAGAUACUGCGGAAACAUUCCAAACUCGGUUAAAGCUAGUGGUACUUUGGCAGAUCUGAGCAAUUUUGUGAUAGAUGUGAAAGUGCAAAAAACAAAGGGCAUGUCUAUUGAAAGAGUAUUUGCAAGGAGACAAAUUGAUACACUCACAGCUCAGGCAUGGUUGUUGGAUAGUAAACAACUAGAGGAAAAGAUUGCAAAAAUGAGCAUGCAGUUAGGGAUUCCUUCAGAGUAUACCUGCAUAGUUCUAGCUCAGAUUGAUAAAGGGAAGCAAGCUUCUGAAUCCGUUCUACCACUAGAGAGGACAGGCUACUUGGAUGACAAGAAGAUCAUUUUCCUGCGAAGUUCGGGUGUUGGCUUUGGCAACUUGAUGGCAACUACUGAAAAUCUUCCUCCGGCAUCUGAAGAACAAAAGUUACACGUACCUGCAGGAUCGAUCGUGAAGACUGCUUCAAAUUGUUGCAGCAGGCUGCUUGAUUGCUGCUGUUGCAUGUGUUUUAUCCAGUUUUGUUCAGGACUUAGUGACCAGUGUGCAGUUGCUCUCACACAGCUGUGCACUGCCCUUGCAUGUUUUGAGUGCAUCAAUUGUUGUUGUGAAGUAUGUUUUUCAUGCGACUGGUGCUGA